Messenger RNA from Penicillium taxi, 294 nucleotides. RefSeq lists its product as uncharacterized. The record is from RefSeq and is a predicted model, not a curated record. The transcript has 2 exons. Lineage: Eukaryota; Fungi; Ascomycota; Eurotiomycetes; Eurotiales; Aspergillaceae. Bases 1 to 294 code for a protein of 97 amino acids.
AUGGUAAAGGAUGGAAAGACCGACGUAUCAACUCUGCGGGACCUGACGCAAACCUCUGAACGUGCUUUGCACGCGUCUUGCACCGUCGCCGCGUCCGCCACGAAACGAUGGAUCUCUUGCCUUGAGCACCGUACCGAUGUGUGGAAGGCAGCGGGACUAAUGGUUGCCGAGAUCAUACCCCCCCUCUCGCCAGAAGCAGUCGUCGCCAACCAAAUCUCAGCCCUAGUCGACAAGAAGCAGCUACUCCGAAUCAUUUGGGGUCAUCGGAGACAGUCAUGCGUCUCAGUCUGGUAA